Messenger RNA from Iphiclides podalirius (scarce swallowtail), 2385 nucleotides. The record is from the annotation of a GenBank genome assembly. NCBI's taxonomy places the organism in Eukaryota, Metazoa, Arthropoda, Insecta, Lepidoptera, Papilionidae.
AUGGGUCUGCAGGUGUUCGUAUGGCCCUCUUUACGGCCAUCGUCCCGUAAAGUGGACCCGACCAGGACGGCAACGCGAAGUGUUCUCCGGGCUGCGUGGGAUUUGAAUACCUUCCCUGGUGCUCUCCUGUGCGCAGCGCAGAGCGGCACCGUCGCGUUCCUCACGAGGGGAGCUCCCUACGACAGAGUGUGGCUGCCGAGGGGACUUCACUGGUGUCGCCGGAUCGAUGUGCGAGUGUACGCGUGUCUUCUUUACUUCUCAACAUUUUUAAAAAGUGCCUUUGUGUUUUUCGAAUUUGUUGUGAAUGCUGACAUGGGAAUGAUCGAUGAAGAAGCCGAUAUGCCGGUGCGAGACGGUUUGAAGAAGUCGCUAGUCGGCGUAAUAGACGAUGGGACGAAAACGGUCAGAUUUGUGAUAUUCGAGGCGGAGCGCUCCGAGGAGCUGGCCGCGUACCAAUUGGACAAGACCGAGGUGCAACCGCAGGAAGGGUGGUACGAACAGGACCCGAUGGAGAUUCUGAGCCACAUAAGGCUCUGCGCGGAGAACGCGAUCGGGCAGCUGAGCGAACUGGGCUAUUCUAAAGAAGACAUCGUCACUUUGGGAAUAACAAAUCAGAGGGAGACAACUAUAGCCUGGGACAAGUUUACCGGCGAGCCUUUGCAUCCUGCGAUAGCGUGGAACGACAUACGAACGAACGCGACCGUGGACUGGAUCCUGGCUAAAGUGCCCGACCGCAACAAGAACUAUCUGAAGGGCAUCAGCGGUCUACCAAUCAGCCCGUACUUCAGCGCCCUGAAGAUGCGCUGGCUGAAAGACAACGUCAAAGCCGUUAGGAGGGCGAGCCGAGACAAGAGGCUGCUCUUCGGCACCGUCGACUCCUGGAUCAUGUGGAAUUUAACCGGGGGCCCUAAAGGCGGUCUGCACGUGACCGACGUUACGAACGCGUCCAGGACCCUCCUGAUGGAUCUGGAAACGUUGAAUUGGGACCCUAUGCUCUCUAGGUUGUUCGGUAUACACCGUGACACCCUGCCACAGAUACGUAGCAGCUCCGAGUUGUACGGCUGCGUGAAGGACGGCUCCGUUCUGGAGGGGAUAAGCAUAUCCGGGAUCCUGGGCAACCAGCAGGCGGCGCUGGUGGGCCAGAACUGUCUGUCGGCCGGCCAGGCGAAGAACACCUACCGCAGCGGGUGCUUCCUCCUCUACAACACCGGCCCACGAAGGGUCCAAUCCACCCACGGGCUGGUCACUACGGUCGCCUACAAACUGGGCCCCGACGCGCCCGCCAUCUACGCGCUAGAGGGCUCGAUAGCGGUGGCCGGCGGGGCGAUGAAGUUCCUCCGCGACAACCUGAAGCUGAUCAGGGACGUCGCCCAGGACACGGAGCACAUUGCGGGCCAGGUCUUCUCCACGGGCGACGUCUACUUCGUGCCGGCCUUCAGCGGUCUAUUCGCGCCCUACUGGCGGAAGGACGCGCGCGGCAUCAUCUGCGGUCUUACCGCGUUCACCACGAAGAAUCACAUCAUAAGGGCCGCUUUGGAAGCGGUCUGUUUCCAGACAAGGGACAUACUGGAGGCAAUGAACAAAGACUGCGGUAUGCCUCUGUCCAAGCUCCACGUUGAUGGGAAGAUGACGUCGAACGAUCUUCUUAUGCAAUUGCAGGCAGACCUGAUCGGGAUGCCAGUGCUGCGCGCCCACACGUGGGACAUGUGCGCUCUGGGCGCGGCCGUCGCGGCUGGGAUGGCGUGCGGCACGUGGAGCGCAGACAGGUGGCGACGCCACUCCACCCACAGCGACACCUUCCUCCCCACCACCACGGAUGACGAUCGCGACGCGCGGUACACCAAGUGGAAGAUGGCGGUGCAGCGCUCGCUCGGCUGGGCGACGGCGAAGCGGUCGAUCGCGAUGACAGGUCAGGCUAAGAGGAGGCACAGCGCCGCGGCCCCCCUCCCCCCCGGCGCCCCCGCCCCCACCCCGCCGCCGAGCAGGAAGGGCUCCCUGAUCGAGCCCCUUUCGGGCCCCAUCGGCCCCCAAGACGAGGGCACCAACUACGUUCAGGAGCUGCUCAAGUACUCCGCCCGCAAGUUCUCCGUGUUCCUGCCGAGCGGCGAGGACAGCUCGACGAUCCUCGACCACGCGGAGCACUUUAUGGGCAAGCGCGAGUGCGACUACGGCAUGUGCCAGUGUUGCCCGCCCCGCCGCUGCCUCCCGACGGACUGGGAGACGAUCGAGGAGAUAAUCGAGAACGACCCCGAGAUAAUAUUCGACGGGGACGACAACCCGAUCGUGGUGGAGCGUGUGAACGGCGUCCGCACAAAGAGCGCACAGCCAAUAGUGCCGGACGUGUUCCAGCACAUUUGCAGUAGGCUGGCGCAGGCGCCGAUCGAC